CAUCCAUGUUGUGUUUACUUUUCCAAUAGGAUGGAACUAUGCCACACUCACUGAAAACUUUACAACUAUUGUAAAUAUGUAUUGAAAAAUCAACAAAAGUUUUCUAAAUUUGCCAUUAUUUAUUUGUUUGUUUUACUUUUGUUGUGAGCGUGUGUUUGUUUCGCACGGAACGAUUAACAAGAUGGAGCAGCUACAACCACCUUCCAUACCGCACCUGGUACAAGUCUAUCAGCCCUCAGUUACCAACAGCAAAAUGCAGAACCCUCAGAUCAUACAUAUAUCUCACUCAACACUACCCACAUCUCAAGGGAAGGUUACAUACCAGCAAACAAUCACAUCAGAAUCCAUUCACAUACCAGUAACAUCUCAACAUGUCACCGAGAUACAAAGUCAGAUGCAAAUGUCACAGAAUCAGAUAGUGAUGUCAUGUCAACAAGGACUGCAGAGUCUACCACCUCUACCAGGACAGUCUCAAGUCCUGCACGGACAGUCCCAAGUUGUACAGACUUCAGACAUGUCCCAGUCUCUUCAAAUUGCAUCCCACAUGAUUGUACCGCAGCACAUGCUGGCUGGAGUACACUCAUAUUACCGGCAGUAUGAGUAUCCUAAGGAGUGUCUACUUACUAAACUUGAGCCUGAUAUGCAGAUAGCAGAUAAGGAUGUUGAAUGUGAUACCGACACAACUCAAAUGGUACCUGAAACACCUAAGAAAAGGUCUCGAAGUCAAAUUCCUGAUCCGACAUCCUGGGCAUGCAACAUAAGGAAGACAAAACACCAACGCGGAGAGGCCUACAUCAAUAGGCGAGGCAAGUUUGUGCCAGAGAGACACAUACGAAACACUAAGGACUGUGUUAAAAACUGCAAGUUUAAAUGUAAUGAGAAAAUAUCAGAUAAUGACAGAGAACAUAUUUUCAAAGCAUUUUACACACUGAAUGCUAAUGAAAAGAAGUAUUUUCUGUUACACACAACUGAAAGGACAUGCAUUAAAAAUAACAAAGUAAUCACCAACAAUAAGAGAAAGUAUACAUUUAAAUAUUUCUUUAAUGUGAAGUCCGAGAGACAUACAGUGUGUAAGAACUUCUAUUUGGGUACCCUAUCUAUAUCUCAGAAGCCAGUUUAUAAUGUUCAUAUGGGAAAAACGGAUUUAAACAUACCGAAACCAGAUGGUAGAGGGCACUCUAAGGCCAGCUGUCAUUCACUGCCAUCAGAAAUUAAAGACAGAGUGAGGAAACACAUACAAUCAUUUACAACCAUGGAGUCAAAGCCUGUGGUGCAAUUUUCAAAGAAGAAACAGUACCUUGAUGCAAGUUUGAGUAUAAAACACAUGUACAACAUGUAUUUCAGCGAUUGCAACAAGGAGAACAUAGUGCCUGUGAAAGAAUCCAUGUACAGAAAGAUAUUCAGACAGGAAUAUAACUUACAUUUUAGGAAAGUUAAGACUGAACAGGCUUUGUGUGGCCGAUGUAAAAGUACUAUCAAGAAGAAAUGAGGGAACUGCAAUGCGUCUCUUGAAAAGGAAUUGAAUGAUGCUAUCUGUGAUAUAUUCACGCACGAAGGUUACUGAGCAUGGGAGCUCAGGUAACCAACCAGACGUGAUACGAUCUGAUUCUACCUUGCCUAGCUCAUGCUACGUAUGAAAUCGGAAGCUGUAUAAUUAUGAGAAACUACAUUCACAAACACGACAGAAAACUUGGAAAAUGUGAGAUUGGCACUUGCAAAAUAGACGGAAGCUGAUUCGUUUUCUGAUUGUUUCUCCUUGAACCAGUUCCUGAUUGAAAUACGAAAAGACGGAGAGAAGAAAAAAAGUUUCCGACGUUAGCGGAGGAUUUGUCUUCAACAGUAUUGGCAGUCAAAGCCUUAACUACAUUUGCUCUUUAUCAUAUACAGCAUGAUAAAUGCGACUGACCAAAAGUACGUGUACAGCUGUACACCAAGGACACACAGCCUACCCCUUUAUAGGGCUUCAAAAGUUUAAACCUUCCUUUUACGCAUUCCAUACCAUAACUCAUCGCAGAUCUCAAUUGAAAUAAUUUUCGUCACUUGCCAAAUUAAUAUCGAAUCGAAAAGUACUUCAAUCAAUAAAUCAUUUUAACGAUCAAUUAUAUUUAAAUAAAUGUGACAUUUUAGUGUCAUAAUGACGCAAUUAGUAGGACAUGUUGUUUCAAUACGUGUGGGUCGAUGACUGGCGGUCGUAAGGGGUUUCGGAUUUCGGAUUCAACUUGCGUACAAUCUCUGGCUUUCAAUGCCUUCUGUAUCUCUGUACAAUGGCCCGCAGAUAAACCUACUACAAUCUGUCAAAGGAGAUAUUUUAUUGGCCCUUUUCUGGAAUAGGGUAGUUGACUAAUUUUUAUUUUAAUGUCCGUCUGGUAGAUUAUUUUAAAAUUUUACACACGUAUUUUUUUA
Messenger RNA from Spodoptera litura, 2403 nucleotides. RefSeq lists its product as uncharacterized. Lineage: Eukaryota; Metazoa; Arthropoda; Insecta; Lepidoptera; Noctuidae. The record is from RefSeq and is a predicted model, not a curated record.